ACUGCCAAGUUGGGUGCUUGAUAUUUGUUUAAUUCGUGCCGCCGAUUGGGAAAGUUAUAUUUUUCGAAUGCAAGGCUUGGUCACGAGCGUUUAUGCAUACAAAGUUCAACUUGUCGUCGAUGCAAAAUUGUUAAAAUGCCCACGAUAAUUGCAUUGGACGCGUCCUUGUCGAUGACGCGUGUUAUCCCAAAUCAACAACUUGCCAGCGACCCUAUCACAUACCACCAGCUUGCGGUACAUGGAAUCAAUAAAUUCCUGGAUCACUUGAAUAGCAAUUCGAAGUUGGAAUUUGUAUCUUUGGUGGUUUACUCUAUGCAAUAUGAAGUUCUUGUAGAUUUCACCCGAGACUAUGACUUAAUCAGGCAAGCAUUGAAGAAAGUCGAACACUUCGACAAAACCCACCUGGAAAGCAUGCUGAAAGGAGUUAGCAACAUUCUCGCGUCAAAUUGGGGAACCCAGAAUUUUUGCCAGAUUCUCGCAUUCACUGACUGUGGUAUGGGAUUUGGAAAAACAGCUCUGCGACAAACCAUCGCCAACGUCACAUCAAAUCGACAUGAUCCGGAAUAUGUGUGGCUUUCAUUCCUUUCUUCCAGUCGACUGACUUUCAUUUGCCUGGGAAACCUAAAUGAUGAUUACUUCGCAUUAGCCAUAAAACAAUAUCAGCAGUUCCUCGACAUAAGCGACCAAAAGGGACAAUUAUUCAUCCCUGCAGUAAGAGAAGACUCGAAUAAAGCUGAUAAGAGCGGUGACUUGGAUUACAACACUGUUACCGAAAUGGUGGAAAGGAUGUGUGAGAACAACUUUAAGCCUUUCGAAGCGACUCUGAAAUGUGGAAGUUAUCAUAAGCUCGAAUGUUCCGUUUUAAUGUGGCCGCCUCCGGUGCCAUACAAAAGCAAAGACCUGCUAGGAAAGGAGACGAUCCAGAUGAUCUCCAAGAAGAUAGACAUAUGUGGCUUUCUUAAGCUAUCUGACAUCGGCUCGCCUGUUUCAGUCAGUCGCCACUUAAUCGUACCGAAAAUGGAAGGGGAGAAGUCCACAAAGAAAGGUGAAAAGGGGUCAAGUGCAGAGUCUCCUGCUUCAUCGAAUGAAUUCGAAAAGUUGGAGAAUGAAAUUCGUCAAUUUUAUGCAAAGGGCGACAGUGGCAAUUCUGAUGAUGAAGAUGGAAAGAGUUCAAGCAGUGCUGAAUCGAAUAAGGAAUCCUUCUGUGUUUUGCUACAUGGAGCGCUUAAGGUUGAAAGUAUGGCUGCAUUGGUACUGCUGAAUGACAAUUGGUUCGGAUUCAUUCACUCCUACGCUGACAGUAAGAAAAAGUCAAACCUUAUGCUAAAUAUACUUCAGCCGGGAAAUGAUGUAAUUCCAUGGCUCGGUGACUUAAGAUACCUUAGCACCAUUGAUGACGCCUUGCCUGGAGAAUACCCCAGCUUUCCUGUCAAAGCAGACAAACGAAGCUACACCCAGAACUGUGUCGUUUGGAUUAAGCAGGCUGGCCUUCAAUCGGACAUACAAAAAGUGCUACGACACGCAAAGAAGAUGCCUGAGAAGACCCCACAUUUCUACAAGGAGCUGAACAGAAUUCGUCGGGCUGCGUUGUCUUUGGGUUUUAUUGAACUCCUCGAAGGACUUGCAAAUAUAUUUGAUCGGGAGUCCACCGUUUUGCCGUCGAAUGCCAAUCCAGACUGUGCAAUUCAGCUUAAGCACGCAGCAAAUGAAUUGAGGAAAAUUACAAAUCGGGAUAUAAAAACGUUGAUAACCGCUCUCCCUACGAAGUAUAAUCAGUUGUAGUAAAUGGAAUUAAAGCAGAAAGAAUAAAGAUCCUUUUU
Hermetia illucens (black soldier fly) is the source of this 1820-nucleotide messenger RNA. RefSeq names its product integrator complex subunit 14 (gene IntS14). NCBI's taxonomy places the organism in Eukaryota, Metazoa, Arthropoda, Insecta, Diptera, Stratiomyidae. The transcript is spliced from 7 exons. The record is from RefSeq and is a predicted model, not a curated record. Gene Ontology annotation, cellular component: integrator complex. The coding region runs from base 136 to 1782 and encodes 548 amino acids. Gene Ontology annotation, biological process: snRNA 3'-end processing.